Saccharomyces eubayanus is the source of this 1155-nucleotide messenger RNA. It is a transcript of the gene TAZ1, whose product is annotated as lysophosphatidylcholine acyltransferase. Bases 1 to 1155 code for a protein of 384 amino acids. The transcript has a single exon. NCBI's taxonomy places the organism in Eukaryota, Fungi, Ascomycota, Saccharomycetes, Saccharomycetales, Saccharomycetaceae. Gene Ontology annotation, molecular function: 1-acylglycerophosphocholine O-acyltransferase activity. Gene Ontology annotation, biological process: cardiolipin acyl-chain remodeling; inner mitochondrial membrane organization. Gene Ontology annotation, cellular component: mitochondrial membrane. The record is from RefSeq and is a predicted model, not a curated record.
AUGUCCUUUAAAGAUGUUUUAGAUAGAGGGGAUGAAUUUUUAGAAGCAUAUCCCAGAAGAAACCCCUUUUGGAGGUUCAUGUCAUAUAGCACAUCGUUGUUAACCUUCGGCGUCUCAAAACUGCUUAUAUUUACAUGCUACAAAGUCAAAUUGAACAAUUAUGAAAAGCUAGAAUCUGUUUUGGAACGCUCCAAGAAUGAAAACAGAGGUCUUAUGACAGUGAUGAAUCAUAUGAGUAUGGUUGAUGAUCCGUUGGUUUGGGCAACACUGCCGUAUAGUCUAUUUACUUCGUUAGAUAAUAUAAGAUGGUGUUUAGGCGCACACAACGUUUGUUUCCAGAAUAAGUUUUUGGCCAAUUAUUUUUCACUGGGCCAGGUACUGUCUACAGAAAGGUUCGGGGUGGGACCGUUUCAAGGAUCUAUAGACGCCUCGAUAAGAUUGUUAAGUCCUGAUGACACUUUAGACUUACAAAGGUCUUCUCAUUCGGAGAGUUCUGUUUCGUCUCGAAAAAUGCAGGAAACCUACACUCCACCCAUUAUAAGGUCAAAGCCAUCUUGGGUUCAUGUUUACCCAGAAGGAUUUGUUUUGCAAUUAUAUCCGCCUUUUGAGAACUCAAUGAGGUAUUUCAAAUGGGGUAUCACAAGGAUGAUUUUAGAAGCAACGAAACCACCCAUUGUGGUACCUAUAUUCGCAACAGGGUUUGAAAAAAUAGCUUCCGAAGCAGCUAAAGAUUCAAUGCUAAAGCAAAUCCUGCCGAGGAAUUUUGGAACUGAACUGAACGUAACAAUUGGAGAUCCGUUGGAUGACGAUUUGAUUGACCGAUAUAGGAACGAGUGGAAGCAUUUGGUCGAAAAGCAUUACGAUCCCAAAAAUCCAAACGAUCUCUCUGACGAAUUGAAAUAUGGCGAAGAAGCGCAAGAUUUAAGAAGUAGAUUAGCCGCUGAGCUAAGAUGCCAUGUUGCUGAAAUUAGAAAUGAUAUUCGCAAAUUGCCACGUGAAGACCCAAGAUUCAAAUCUCCUUCAUGGUGGAAACGAUUUAAUACAACGGAAGGGAAAUCAGAUCCAGAUGUUAAAGUAAUCGGUGAAAACUGGGCCAUAAGGAGAUUGCAAAAGUUUUUGCCCUCAAAAGAUGAUCCCAAUUGCAAAGACGAUUAG